Messenger RNA from Penicillium canariense, 489 nucleotides. RefSeq lists its product as uncharacterized. The record is from RefSeq and is a predicted model, not a curated record. The transcript has 2 exons. The coding region runs from base 1 to 489 and encodes 162 amino acids. Lineage: Eukaryota; Fungi; Ascomycota; Eurotiomycetes; Eurotiales; Aspergillaceae.
AUGGCGCUCGGAAUUACCACAAUCCCGUGUGCGCCGUCAAAGCUCCCAUCGCUGGCUCCCUCCGCCGUCCCGGCCGUCCCGGCCGCCCCGGUAGCCCUGUUAAGCAUAGAUAACUUUGUCCGAGUACAAGGCGGCUUUUGGGCUGUUUGUGCUAUUUUUUUGUGCAUCGUUAGUGGCCUUGAUUACCUCUUUUGGCGGAAGGACAACUUGACUGCGAUGGUUACAGGCCUCCAAACGGCCAACGCCCAGAGGCUGCAGGAGGGCCACCCCCUCCACCUUAUCGGCCCAAAUGUUGACCAGCCGGCUGCCAACAGCCAGACUAGCGACAACGCUAUUCCGUCUGUCCAGUCCCCGGAGUCGAGCCCCCUCCUGCUCCCUCGGCUAGCGAAGCCUCGCCUGCUCCCUCAGGCGGCCUAUACCCCGCCUACUUCCAGCGGCACACGACUAACAUCUGGGGCUCUGGGGGAAACACGAUCUAUUAUCUACUAA